Molecule: messenger RNA, 3278 nt
Organism: Bemisia tabaci
Lineage: Eukaryota; Metazoa; Arthropoda; Insecta; Hemiptera; Aleyrodidae
Source: RefSeq, a predicted model, not a curated record
AUUCAAAAUGAAAACGUAUUUGGUGGGGAUUUUCCCCUUUGAUGAUACCGUUGACAUAAUUCGAGAAUCGUGGCUGUGCGGAUACAACGAUGAACUGGAACAGCUGUGCCAAUUUCCUGCAGUACAUGGAGACAAAAAAAAACUAGAAGAUUUGCUGAAUACCUGCGAAUUUCCUGAUGAUGCAUGGCCAAAAUAUGUUAUAGUUCCGAAGCGGACUGGUAUCGAAUCGUAUCAAGAAGCGGUCCGUAUUCAAAAAAUUAUACAGGAGGAUGAAAAUGGAGCAACCACGGACCAAGAUAAACUUGGUAGAGGGUUUCGAAAUCGGAAACGAAAUACGUUCCUUGAGUCAUCUGAUGAAGAUGUUCCAAAAUGUAAGAAGAGUAAAAGCAACAAAAGCGAAGCUAGAAAGAAGCAAAAAGAAGCACAAAACAGCGCUCGGAGCCAGUGUGCGUCUGCUUUGAGCAAUUUUACACUACCGAACUGCAAAUCUUUUCGGAUCCCUUCACCGUCUCAAAUGGUACAAAGCAAUACAAAUGUCCAGAAAAAUGGGAUUCAUAGUCAAAAAGGUGAAGGGUUUGCGCACUCUACCCAGAAAGGUCGUAAAGAAAAUCACCAUACUUUGAGAGAAAUCAGUAAUGUCUCUCAGAUUCUCAAAAAUACCAAAGAGAAUCAUCAUGCUAAAAGACCAGUAAGCAAUGCAAAUGCCCAGAAAAAAGAGAUUCAAAGUCAAAAAGGUAAAGGGUUUGCGCAUUCUACGCAGAAAGGUCAUAAAGAAAAUCACCCUGCUGUGAGAGAAAUAAGCAAUGUCUCUCAGAUUCUCAAAAGUACCAAAGAGAAUCAUCAUGCUGAAAGACCAGUAACCAAUGCAAAUGCCCAGAAAAAUGGGAUUCAAAGUCAAAAAGGUGAAAGGUUUGCGCACUCUACCCAGAAAGAUCAUACAGAAAAUCAUCCUGCUCUGAGAGAAAUAAACAAUAUUUCUCAGAUUCGGAAUGCAAAAGUCCAACCGAAAGAUCAAGUCAAACACAAUUUUUCUCAUAGAAAUCGGAUUCAAGUCAACUGCAACACUACUCAAAACAAUCGGAAUCAAGUCAACUGCAACCUUGCUCAGAAGCAUCAAAAUCAAGUCAAUCGCAUCAUUGCUCAGAACAAUCAAAAUCAAGCCAACCACAACACUGCUCAGAACAAUCAAAAUCAAGUUAAUCGCGUCACUGCUCAGAACAAUCAAAAUCAAGUCCAUCGCAACACUGGCCUGAAUCAAGUCAACCGCAACAUUUCUCUGAACAAUCGGAAUCAAGGCACCCGCAAUAUUUCUCAAAACAAGCAGAUUCAAGCCAACCGCAACACUUCUCAAAACAAUCAGAACUCAGCAGACCACGAUGAUGUUUCAACAAGGUUGCGCCAUGUUGAAGGUAAACUCGAACUCAUAUUGGAAAAACUUAGCCUGACCAAUGAACUUGCACAAAGAUCCAACAAGAAAAUGACCGGCAUUAAAUUAGCUGUUGACGGGAGUACAGAGAUUUUAAAAGAAGUUCAAGCGAAAAUGGCAGAAAUGGCAGUUUCUAAAAUUUGCACCGCAACAGAUGAGAUUGAAAAACGCUUUCCCAUGAAUUCCAUUCAGGAGUUGGAACUGAUGGAUCAUGACCUCUCUGACCCUGAGUUCAGAAAAAAAUUUGUCUUGCACUUCAGCAGGAAGAAUGCAGAAUCUGUUGGGGAUUCUGUGAGAAAUAUAGUUAAAAUAUUGAUGACCGAUGGACUUGCCUCAAAAUUCUCAUGGACUGGUCACAAAGCAGGAAAAGAAGCCUUGAACCAAUAUACCAUGUUCAUCACUGCUUUUCAAGAUGCAGUCAGAGUAGGUCACAACGUUUUGGAUAAAGAGAUAGAUGGCCCAUUUAAAAGAUGGUUGGUUAAAGCUAAGGAGCGAUUGGAUGCGAGGGGUGAAAGUGAAGACAUUGUUGAUAACCAAGAUGAAGUAGAAGGUGAAUGUGAAUUUGAGAGACGUGAAAAUGAAAGUCGAGAUGUAUUUGAAACCAGUGAUAAUGAAAACGAAGAUGGUGGAGAGGAAAAUCCUGAAACCAGUGAUAAUGAAAACCAAGAUGGUGGAGAGGAAAAUCCGGAUGAUUUUUUGAAUGAUUGUUGUAACGAGAAUGGAAAUGAAAGUCAGGAUGACUUUUUGACAUAUCGCCGCAAUGAACAUGGAAAUCAGGAAGACUUUUUGAAUCAUCGUCGUAUUGAGGACGAGCAUCAUAGUCAGGAUGACUUUUUUAACUAUCCGUGUCACGAUGGAAGGCUGUCUGAAAAAAGUGAUAAAGAAGAUGAUGAUUCUGAUGAUGAAACUUAUUUCUCUGGGUAACUCUUCACUGUGAAUGCAUUCAAUUUUUCCCACAAGUAUUAAUUUCUAAUAUUCCCUCAAUACUUUAUUAUAUUUUUUGAAUUUGGUUUUGUUCUUGUUUUAUUCUUGUUUCAUUCACUCCCCUUAAUUUUCAAGUUAAUUCAAUCUGAGGCAUAAAUCGAUGGUGAGAUUCCUAAAACCCGCAAAGUCUUGUCAUAUUCUCAUUUCUAUAAGAAAAACUAAUGGAUAUCAUUUUUAAAUAGUUUGGCCAAUUCUUUAACAUUAUAAGGUCCAUGUUUUCUGAACUAUUCUAUCAAAGAAACCAAUUAGGUUCUCUUUAUGAAACAGAAAAAACAGUGGCAUUUUUGAAACUCAAUAGAGAUGAAUGUUCAUAGAUUUUCAGUAUCAAAAUGAUGCCAGUAAUGUUCAAACAAAGUGAUGGGAGCAGUGAUAAUACAUACAAGUUAUUUCUACAACUACUAAAUAUAUUUUUUCACUUACUUAUUGGAAUUGCCAAUUCGGUAGCAUCUCUUUGUUUUUUCGUUCUACUUUUCUCCUCGGUACUUGGUUCCAUUUGACAUUUGUUCUAUUGUACCUGUUAAUUUUUUUCCUACCAUGUUGUUAAUUUCAAUUUGUUACAUUUAUUUAAAAGGGACUAUCUGCUCGUCGAUUCAAAUUCUAAACUUGUCAUUUUAAUUUUUGCAGUCAGUACAGUAGCUGCCCUUGUGCAUCCUACAAAGUACAAGCUACUUAAAGUAAAUAUAACAUUUCUAAAAUCAAUAGGCUUACAAAAUUAAAGUUUAGGUCGCUGACACAUUGAAUCUGUCCAUAACAACAUAUGUAUCUUCAAGAGCUGCUAUUGAGGUACGUCUUCGCAGCAUUUCUUUAGUCAUGCAGAUAGACCUCCUGAUAAAUGGAUGCAAUUAAAGUGCAAAUGUUAACAUUAAUA